Molecule: messenger RNA, 3874 nt
Organism: Nezara viridula (southern green stink bug)
Lineage: Eukaryota; Metazoa; Arthropoda; Insecta; Hemiptera; Pentatomidae
Source: the annotation of a GenBank genome assembly
CUAGUGGAAGGUGUGUUGGUUUCUGUUAUUGGUUUCGUUUGUUAACUUCGUAAUCUUUGUUGCCUGCAGUUUGUUGUGUUGGGCGGCGGAGAGCCGAGGCCGCUGGAGCGGGCGGAGCGACCACUUGAGAUUCAGGAAGAGUUCCUCUCGGCGGUGGGCUACGGGGAGAGCUCCCGCAGGGCCCGGCUAGGCAUCGACCCGGACCUCCGCUACCUCAUCGCCUUCCUAACAGGUCCGAAGUGGUACCGCCGAAGCGGCGAGGUCUGGCUGCUCAAAGGCCUCGUUCUCCCCCAAUGGCGGCGGAGGGAGGUGUCACUUAGGCAAGGCAACAUCCUCAUACACUCCAGCGAGGCAGGGGGCCGACAGGAAGGCGGGAAGGUGUGCGGACACGAGGAGGGGGCGGGUCUGCGGGGCGGUCGCCACGUGCUGAAGGUGAUCUCCCCGGUCCGCUCCGUCUACCUCGGCAUGGAGGAGCUCUGGCAGCGCAGCCUCUGGGCGUCCUGGCUGGCCGAGGAGGAACGACGGGAUGAAGGUGACCUUUCAGGCAUUGGACUGACAGAAGUUCCUCCAGAAGUGCUGACUAUGGUGGGACGCUUGGAUCUUUCUCGGAACCAUCUUUCUGGAGAGCUACCUUCUCUUGCUGCCUCAAUCAUCUCAGUAGCUGAUAACAAACUUAGUUCCAUUGCACUCCAGCCCUCUGCUGUCAUCCUUGACCUCUCAGGCAACCGCAUACACCAUCUCCCUCAAGAGAUCAGCCGGCAGCAGGGGUUGGAAGAACUGAGGGUUGACCGAAAUCUCCUCUCAUCUCUGCCUCCUGGAUCUUAUCGUGAUCUGAAAGUGUUGUCUGCAAGCAACAACCGACUCACCCAACUGCCUAACUUCCUCAGCAUGACCGAGCCCCAAUUUAUAUUGGAAGACAUAGAGGAAGAUGACGAAAAACCACAAAAACUGCAGAAUGUGAACCUGAGAGGAAAUUCAUUAAAAGGCACGAUUAUCCUCGGAAAUUACGGGAAUCUGACCCAGCUAGACGUCUCAGAAAAUAGCAUCGAAUCCCUCGACCUGAGAGCCCUGGAGAAGCUCCAGAACGUGCAAUGCUCGAGGAACAAGCUGCAGGAACUUUCGGUCAACGGGACAUCGCUUACCUCCUUGAUCGCCGGCAACAAUUACCUUACCAAACUCACCAUUCACCCACGACCUACGAAGCUUAAACAUCUUGACAUAUCAUACAAUAGACUGGAAUUACUACCGGAGUGGGUGGGGACCUGCCAGUUACUGAGGACUCUCUUCGCCUCUCACAACCUCAUCUCCAGCCUUCCAGAUCGUUUCUUCUCCAGCGAAGGCUCGCUCCAGACGCUGCAGCUAAGCUUCAACCGCCUCUCUAGUCUCCCACCACUCACCAAGAACUCCAGUCUACAGCAAAUAUUUCUUCAGGGAAACAGAAUUCGUACGCUCCCACAGCAUUUCUUUCUUGCCACGCCAAGGUUGAGGACACUUAACCUGACGAAGAACCGCCUGGAGGAGCUGCCGGGGGCCGUUGUGGAAGGGCACCAGAUGGAGAGGCUCUACCUCACCUGCAACCAGCUCACUGAAAUAGACUGCCUUGUUCAUUUUCACUCCCUCAGGCUUCUUCACCUCUCUUACAACCUUGUUUCACAGUUACCUCAAGGUUGUGUAAAUGCAUGGUGUGAAAUGGAGGAAUUAGUAAUAUCUGGAAAUCGAUUGGAUUCUCUACCUGCUGGUCUUGAGGCAUGGAAGCAUCUCAGAGUUUUGCGUCUUCAUUGCAAUUUGCUUCAAGAUCCACCAGCUCUAGUCACAUCUUCUUCAUUGAAAGUUCUGGACUUAUCACAUAACAAUUUAGAAAAAGUUAAUCUUUCUUCUUUAAUAUCGAAGCAAUUACAAUUUUUGGAUAUAUCGGGUAAUACAAGAUUACAGGUUGAUCCUCGACAAUUUAAUGAUUACAGAUCUCAAAGAAAUGUCAGCUUAGUAGACACUUCUGGUAAAGGUCGAGCUGCCCUUCCUACAGAACCAGAACAGAAUAAUUCAAAUCCUGCUCAAUGGACAGUAGGAUUUUCAGAAACUCCUGGAAACAGAGAAAGGUUGUGUGUUGCUCAGUUGAGGUUAACUGGUUUUUGUGGUAGUGAAGCACUCCUUGGACUUUUUGAUUCUGGAACAGAUUCGGAACUUCCAAAAAUUUUGGCUUCAUCUAUCCCGAGAAUUCUUUUGGAAGAACGAACUGUUAAAGAAACUGCUACUGAGUAUAUGAAAUAUACUCUGCUUGCUGCACAUAGGGAAUUGAAGGAGAGAGGUCAAAGAUUGGGCUGCUGUGCACUGGUUUGUCAUAUGUGUAGCGAACGUGGAAGCGGUGUAAAGAAAAGGACUCUUCGUGUUGCUACUGUUGGAGAAGCUAAAGCAGUACUUGCCCGAGCAUCGUCUUCACUUACUUUGGCACAUGUUCCUACUCAGAUGGUGAGAAGCCAGAUUGGUAACAGUUCAAUGUAUCCACUUGUUAUACCAGAUCCUCAUGUUACCGAGCUUACGCUCAGAGAUGACGACAGAUUUCUUAUUAUGGCCAAUAAAAGGCUAUGGGAAGUGGUGUCGGCUGAGGAAGCAGCUUCAGAAGUGCGUCAUGUAACAGUGCCAGGGUUGGCUGCAAAACGCUUACAAGACCUAGCUCAAAGUUAUGGUUGUGAGGACAACCUAUCAGUUAUUGUAGUUUCUUUACAGCAGACGUUGACAAAUACAGCAUAUAGGCUGCAGGAAAAGGCAGAUGGAUGCUGGUGCCAUGUUGAUAGAUCAUCUCCAAGUGGACAAAGCGAUCAAGCAAGCUACGGCAAGGCGAGUUCCGGAGAGAACUUUCUUCACUACAUAACUGAAAAAAAAGAACCUGAGGAACACCGAUUUGAACCAGUUUUAAUGCGUGAAAAUGGUACGAGAAAAAUGACAUCCAGAAUUCAUGACGGUAGCCAUUUUGGUGAUUGCGAGGAAUCACCCUCUGAAAGGUCUGGAGGAGGUCAAAUGUCUGAAGAACAGUUCCGAUGUUGGGAAUAUAUGUUGGAACAGAAUACCCAACUACUUUUCGACAAAGAGUUAGGUAGUAUCUCAAAAGCAGGGUUAUCUCCUCAUCAGCGGAAAAUAUUUGGCAGUACAAGAUCCAAUGAAAGUUGCUGCCAGAAAAACUCUGCCUACUUUGGCACUAUAACACACCUUCCAACACAGUAUAACAGUGCUAGUCGAGAAAAAAGUGAAACUGACUCUCUAGAAACAGAAGAUAGAAUGUCUAAAUACUGGGAUGUUGCAACUACAGAACUUUAAUCUAGCAAUAAUCAAAUUGGUUUAAUUAAUUAAACUGGUUAUUCUCUAUGAGAAAUAUGUGUUAAAUUUCAAGUCAUGUGGAUUUAAUGAAUGAUCUCUGGAAAUAAUAUAUCAAUGUUUAAUUAUGUUCUAAAAUUACAAUUGAAGAAUACUUUUGUAAAAAACAUUAUGUGGUUCCUACAACAGAAUCCAGUAUUUAUAUUUUGUAUUUUUUUUUUUUGUUUUGUUGUGUUUUUUAAUAUUUGUAUAACCCUUACUUGGGUCUAAUAGAAUCCUACAGAAGAUUAAUUGGGCUCAAACUAAAAAAAUACCAUAAAAAUAUCUACUGGAAAAAUUGUAAAAUAUACCAAAGAAAAUUUGGUGUAUUUUAAAAUCGUUUUCUAUUUGGGCCAAUGUAAUCCUCUACUGGAUCCAAUCAGCUCCAAGUUAUGGUACUUAAAAACAUUUUUUGUACAAUAUUUAAUUUGUAAAUGUGUGCACAUGAAUGUACAGUAAAAAAUGUAAUAUAUUUGUACAUUUGAAUGUAGAUAGUUAAAUUUUGAUCAAUAAACAAUGUUCUAUA